This is a messenger RNA of Quercus lobata, 1984 nucleotides long. RefSeq names its product putative disease resistance protein RGA3. NCBI's taxonomy places the organism in Eukaryota, Viridiplantae, Streptophyta, Magnoliopsida, Fagales, Fagaceae. Gene Ontology annotation, molecular function: ADP binding. The transcript has a single exon. The record is from RefSeq and is a predicted model, not a curated record. The annotation marks the transcript as partial.
GCAUCGUUAUGGCCCAUCAUCAAUUACGCGUUUUACUGUCAUGCAGUACACAAGGCCCCGGGUCUUUAUUAUAUUUUGAUCGCUCUGUCUAUUACAUCCUCCUCUCACGGAAAUCAUUCUCAUCUUACUCUCCUCACAAAGUUACUAUUCAUUCAAUUCCCACUAAGAAAUGGCGGAAGGAGCUUUGGUUGGCGUUGCUAAGGGGAUCACAGAGAAAGCGGGCAACCUUUUAGCCCAAGAGAUUAUACUACUCUGGAAUCUCAAAGACGAGAUUGAAAAGCUCAACGACACAGUUUCGACAAUCAGUGCUGUGCUUCUGGAUGCAGAGGAGAAGCAGCAGCACAACAAUCAAGUCAGAGUGUGGCUGAAAAGGCUGAACGAUGCACUUUAUGAAGCGGACGACUUGCUGGAUGUAAUCUCCACUGAAGCUUUACGACGGGAAGUGAUGACACGGAAUAAGAAAGCAAAAGAGGUACACAUCUUCUUUUCCAAAUCCAACCAGCAUGCAUAUGGUAUUAAAAUGGGUCAUAAGGUUAAUGCAAUGAGGGAUAGGCUAGAUGCCAUCAAAAACGAUAAGGGGUUCCACUUAGAUGAACGUCUUGUAGAGACACAAGUGAGGCAUUAUAGGGUGAGAGAAACUCAUUCUUUUGUACGUACUGAAGAUGUCAUUGGUAGAGACAAAGAUAAGGUAGAGAUUAAAAAAUUUCUUUUGGAUCCCAAUGUUGAAGGGAAUGUUUCAAUCCUUCCGAUAGUUGGUCUCGGAGGAUUAGGAAAGACCACAUUAGCUCAGUAUGUGUUCAAUGAUAAAGAAAUCAAGAAACAUUUUGAGCAAAAAUUAUUAUGGGUGUGUGUCUCUGAUAACUUUGAUGUAAAAAUGAUUGUUGAAAAUAUCCUACAGUCUGCCAAAAAUGAGAAGCAAAAAGAACUUAAAAUGGAUCAAUUAAUUAAGAUUCUGAAGGAAGAAAUUGAUGGAAAAAAAUACCUACUUGUGUUGGAUGAUGUAUGGAAUGAGAAUCGUCAGAAAUGGCUUGGACUAAAAACUCUUUUAAUGGAUGGAGCAAUAGGCAGUAGAAUAUUAGUGACUACACGGAGUAAUAAAGUGGCAGAGAUUACAAAAACUACUCAACCAUACAUGUUAGAGGGUUUAGAUAAAGAAAAGUCUUGGUCUUUAUUUAAACAGAUGGCAUUUGAAAAUGGACGAGAGCCAGAGAAAUCAAUCUUUAAAGUAGUUGGAAGGGAAAUCCUUGAAAGAUGUAAAGGAGUCCCCCUUGCUAUAAGGACUAUAGGAAGCCUAUUAUACUUUAAAAACACGGAAAAAGAGUGGUUAUCUUUUAAGGAUAGUGAGCUUUCAAAAGUACCUCAAGAAGAAAAUGACAUCCUACCAACACUUAAGUUGAGUUAUAAUCAUCUUCCAUCACAUUUGAAACAAUGCUUUGCUUAUUGUUGUUUAUUUCCAAAGGAUUACAAAAUUCAGAAACCAAAAUUAAUUCAAAUGUGGAUGGCACAAGGUUUUAUUAAGCCUUUAAAUCAAAAUCAAUGCCUAGAAGAUGUUGGCCAUGAGUAUAUUGAGGAUUUACUUUGGAGAUCAUUUUUUCAGGAAGUUGAGAAGGAUGAGGGGGGCAAUAUUUUACAAUUCAAAAUGCAUGAUCUUUUGCAUGAUCUUGCAAAAUUAGUAGCGGGAUCUUAUAGCACCACUUGUAAUCCAAAAGAAGAAAUCAUUGAUGAAAAAACUCUUCAUGUGUCAUUUGGUGGUUGCUCGCAAUCGCAAAUUCCAACUUCAUUGUUCAAAGCUAGUAGGAUACGAACAUUUAUGGUGCAAGGUCAAUUUGGAUAUCUACAUAAACUAAUUUCUGAUUCUAAAAUUGUUGCAUGUUUUAAGUUCAUUCGCUUGUUGGAUUUGCAUAAUAUGGGCAUUAGAACAGUUCCAAGUUAUAUUGGAGAGUUGAAACAUUUAAGGUAUCUUGAUCUAUCCAAUAACUCCAUU